Molecule: messenger RNA, 2499 nt
Organism: Nematostella vectensis (starlet sea anemone)
Lineage: Eukaryota; Metazoa; Cnidaria; Anthozoa; Actiniaria; Edwardsiidae
Product: WAG22 antigen
Exons: 5
Coding region: 610-1839 (409 amino acids)
Source: RefSeq, a predicted model, not a curated record
GCGUAUGGAGCCGUGACCUGUUGUCAAACACUCCUUGCACUCAAAUAAAUUGUUUAUAUGAAGCUAUAUGAACCCCAUAAUCAAACCCUUCUCUCUGUCGCAGGCCGGAGCCGCAACUUCGCGUAUAAACCCACUGCAGAGCCGGCUUCGCAGGGUGACUUCACACAUGCGUGCCUACAUACUCUUUGAUUAUUUGGUAUCACUCUUGUACUACAUAUAAACGAAAGUGGUCACGGUAACGAAUCCUGCAUUCUAAUUGGCUAAUAGAGCGGUCCGGAGAUUCCUACUGCCCUACAUCCGAGAAUUGAUAUUUUGCGUGCACUGCUCGCUUAAGAAUGGCCAGAUAAUCAUUUCCAUGACGACAAUUUUGAGUAGCUGUCAAUUGGUGACAGUUUAUCAUCCCACACGGACUCGCCUCCACUGAGUGAACCACUGGCGUGAUCAAGCUUAGCGGAAAAUCCGAAUGUAAUCUCAAGUGCGUCAAGCCAGCGACCCAUUUGGUUGGUCCCUCGUUCCAUUGUGGGACAACAGGUUGUUAUGGCGAAAAGAGCGAUCUUCUAGGGCAAAUGCAAUUUUGGCUGCUUGUUUUGAGAGUAUGUUUGAAAGCCAAUGGCGCCCAAGACCGCCGUGUUAUUCUUACAACUGAUCGUGUUUUUCAUCCGUGCAUCACGGAGCGCACGUAACGAAAAUUUACGCUCUUCGUCAAUCGCAUUCACGCGAAACAAAAGGCUCCUGGGAUACACUAUCGCCAUCCAGCGGACUCCAAGUGUGCUGUCAUGCGCACAACGCUGUUUGACAAGUCGAGAAUGCGCAUCGUUCAAUUAUAAAUGCAAUUCUGGAAUGGAGUCGGAAGGAAUGGACUCGGGAGGGACUUGUGAGCUAAACCACUGCGAGGCUGUAUAUCAAAAAGCACAAGGCAUCGAACAGAGAGGGUGGCUUUAUGGUUACUUGCAAGGCAAAUUUUGGGAAAGACCGACAGAGUUCAAUUUCACUUUCACGACCCUGGGGGCGACCGGAGCUUUUGGUCCGACUAACACCUCACAGUACCAAGGGACCAGCUUGGACGGGGACGUACAGCUCGAUAGGGGCACACAAAUAUGGACCGUGCCAACUAGAGGCACCUACACGAUAGAGGCCCUAGGGGCCUCAGGCGCGGACGGCACUAAUACCACUGGUGCCAGUACAAAACGUUCAGGAGGACUGGGCGCGAGAAUCAAGGGAACCUUCUACUUCCUGGAAAACACUAUUCUUAGAAUCUUAGUGGGACAAGUUGGUAUUCCCGUACAACACGGAGAGCCACUCCCGGGGGGAGGCGGUGGGGGGAGUUUUGUCACUUACACAGACGGCACGCCGCUUAUUAUCGCAGGGGGAGGGGGUGGGGGGUCCGCGCCAUGGCAAGGGUGGCAUGAUGGGAACGCGGGUCAGCUCUCGGGUGACGGAUCCCUGGAGGGUGGCGGUACUGGCGGGCACGGAGGCAGGAUAUACGACAUUUAUGAGAAGUCUUAUGACAUACCACUUCCGGUAGGUGCCGGCGCAGGCCUAAAGACAAAUGGCGCCUCGGGAGUGAAUGCCACUGGUGGGUCUGCCUAUGUAAACGGCGGCGAGGGUGGUCUGGGAACGACUGGUUCCGAAGGUGGAUUUGGCGGAGGCGGGGCAGCUUUUCUAUACGCUGGUGGAGGGGGAGGGUACUCAGGAGGAGGGGUGACAAGGGCAACGCGGUAUUCUAAGUCCGGGGGAGGGGGGUCGUAUAACGCAGGGUCGGGGCAGGAGGGAGAAGUAAGGGGGCAAAAAGGCGAGGGAAGGGUAGUGAUUAUCCUGAUACGCCCUGAUAUCGGGUGAGCUGGUCCAACCGCAGUUUACGAUCAUCCUUGGUGACAUCUAGGCUAACGCGACCGGAAUCGACAAGUCGAAACCGAAAAGUUGAAUGAACAUAGCGUAAACGAAUAUCGGCCGGUAUGAGCGAACGAUAUGAUACGUAAUGAUUUAGAAAACUGCGCACUGCUCUGGAGUUUGAAUCUCGUCAAGUUGGACCGUGAGUACAAAACGGGGACAUCACGGCUCAUAGUCAAUCAGCACUUUAAAGGAAACGGCUUUCUUGUAAAUACAUUAUAGUGUUGUUUUUAUCAGUGAGAAAUCCUAAAAUCAAUAUUUUAAAGGUCUUUUAAAUUCAAACUUUUCAAGACGUUCUAUGACAAGGUUGCAAACAGUACAAGAACCUAAAUAACCACAUAAAAAUUGAAUUUGUUUUCAAUCAAGCUGGCAUUGAAAGUAGAUGACAGUACAAUGAAACAUGAGCUAUAUAUAUCAACACAUGGAACAGUUCUUUGCAAAACCAUGUACAUAUAAACAGGAGUUGUAGAUUUCGUUCAGUGCUCGAAAUCAAUACAAAAUUUGUCACGAUUACAAAAAGCUUUCACAAAUAUUGUACACAUAAGCUGUAAUAUUGGACAGAUUGUUUUGGUAGGGAAGUUUAUGUCAAUCAAAUUGUUUCUCCAUCCC